This is a messenger RNA of Ochotona curzoniae (black-lipped pika), 5478 nucleotides long. Its product is annotated as nuclear receptor corepressor 1-like. The annotation marks the transcript as partial. The record is from RefSeq and is a predicted model, not a curated record. Lineage: Eukaryota; Metazoa; Chordata; Mammalia; Lagomorpha; Ochotonidae. Gene Ontology annotation, biological process: negative regulation of transcription by RNA polymerase II. The transcript has 24 exons. Gene Ontology annotation, molecular function: nuclear thyroid hormone receptor binding; transcription corepressor activity.
UCCUCCAGCCUGCUCCACAUCAAGUGAUAACUAAUCUUCCUGAAGGGGUUCGCCUUCCAACCACCCGACCAACCAGGCCGCCACCACCUCUCAUCCCAUCCUCCAAAACCACCGUGGCUUCUGAAAAGCCGUCGUUUAUCAUGGGAGGCUCCAUCUCACAGGGAACACCCGGCACCUAUCUGACUUCCCACAGUCAGGCCUCCUACGCUCCAGAAACAGCUAAGCCCUCCGUGGGAUCCAUCUCUCUUGGACUGCCACGGCAGCAGGAACCCUCCAAAUCAGCUGCUUUGCCCUACAUCAAGCAAGAAGAAUUUUCUCCUCGAAGCCAAAAUUCCCAACCCGAGGGUUUACUGGUCAGGGCCCAACAUGAAGGUGUGGUCAGAGGCACCGCAGGAGCCAUCCAGGAGGGAAGUAUAACUCGAGGAACCCCAAGCAGCAAGAUCUCCGUGGACAGCAUCUCCUCCCUGCGGGGCUCCAUCACUCAGGGUACCCCGGCUCUGUCCCAGGCUGGCAUACCCACUGAGGCACUGGUGAAGGGAUCCAGUUCUCGAAUGCCCAUUGAAGAGCGUAGUCCUGAGAAAGGCAGAGAAGAAGCCGCAUCCAAAGGCCAUGUUAUCUAUGAAGGCAAGAGUGGACAUAUCCUGUCCUACGACAAUAUUAAGAAUGCCCGAGAAGGGACUAGGAGUCCGAGAACAGCACAUGAAAUGAGUUUAAAAAGAAGCUAUGAAUCCGUUGAAGGAAAUAUAAAGCAAGGGAUCUCGAUGAGGGAGUCUCCUGUCUCAGCACCACUAGAGGGGCUGAUCUGCCGAGCCUUGCCUAGGGGAAGCCCUCACUCUGACCUCAAAGAAAGGACCGUGCUGUCAGGCUCCAUAAUGCAGGGCACACCAAGAGCAACAACUGAAAGCUUUGAAGAUGGCCUUAAGUAUCCCAAACAAAUUAAAAGGGAAAGUCCUCCCAUUAGGGCAUAUGAAGGCGCCAUUACCAAAGGAAAACCAUACGAUGGCGUUACCACCAUCAAGGAGAUGGGGCGUUCCAUUCAUGAGAUCCCACGGCAAGACAUUUCAACUCAGGAGAGCCGGAAGACUCCAGAAGUGGUCCAGAGCACGAGGCCCAUCAUUGAAGGGUCCAUUUCCCAGGGUACACCAAUAAAGUUUGACAGCAACUCAGGUCAAUCUGCCAUCAAACACAAUGUCAAGUCUCUGAUCACAGGACCUAGUAAACUUCCCCGCGCCAUGCCUGUGGAGAUUGUGCAAGAGAACAUCAAAGUGGUAGAAAGGGCGAAGUAUGAAGAUGUCAAAGCCGGCGAGCCCGUGCGUUCCCGGCACACAUCUGUGGUGAGCUCGGGCCCCUCGGUCCUCAGGUCCACCCUCCACGAAGCUCCCAAGGCCCAGCUGAGCCCGGGCAUCUACGAUGACACCAGUGCCCGGAGGACUCCUGUGAGCUACCAGAACACCAUUUCCAGAGGCUCACCCAUGAUGAGCAGAACCUCUGAUGUUACUAUUUCUUCCAGCAAGUCUACCAAUCAUGAGAGGAAGUCUACACUGACCCCUACCCAGAGGGAGAGUAUACCAGCGAAGUCCCCGGUGCCCGGAGUGGACCCUGUCGUGAGCCACAGCCCGUUCGAUCCCCACCACAGGGGCAGCACUGCAGGAGAGGUUUACCGGAGCCAUCUGCCCACGCAUUUGGAUCCAGCCAUGCCGUUCCACAGGGCUCUGGAUCCUGCAGCUGCUGCUUACCUGUUUCAGAGACAGCUUUCACCAACUCCAGGCUACCCAAGUCAGUAUCAGCUCUAUGCAAUGGAGAACACGAGGCAGACAAUCUUAAAUGAUUACAUUACCUCACAGCAGAUGCAAGUGAACUUGCGCCCAGAUGUAGCCAGAGGACUCUCCCCGAGAGAACAGCCACUGGGUCUCCCGUACCCGGCAACCAGAGGAAUCAUUGACCUGACCAAUAUGCCUCCAACGAUUCUAGUGCCUCACCCUGGGGGGACCAGCACCCCUCCCAUGGACAGAAUCACGUACAUUCCCGGGACACAGAUCACUUUCCCCCCCAGGCCAUACAACUCUGCAUCCGUGUCUCCUGGACACCCGACACACCUUGUAGCAGCUGCAAGCGCGGAGCGGGAGCGAGAGCGGGAGCGUGAACGCGAGCGAGAGAGGGAGAGAGAGAGGGAGAAAGAACGGGAACGGGAGCGGGAGCGGGAGCGGAUCGCUGCAGCCUCCUCGGACCUCUACCUGCGCCCAGCAGGCUCAGAACAGCCCGGCCGGCCUGGCAGCCACGGGUAUGUCCGCUCCCCGUCCCCUUCCGUGAGAGCUCAGGAGACCAUGUUGCAGCAGAGACCCAGCGUCUUCCAGGGAACCAACGGAACCAGCGUCAUCACCCCUUUGGAUCCAACUGCUCAGCUACGAGUCAUGCCACUGCCCGCUGGGGGCCCUUCCAUAAGCCAAGGCCUGCCAGCCUCCCGCUACAACACUGCUGCGGACGCCCUGGCUGCUCUUGUGGAUGCCGCAGCUUCUGCACCCCAGAUGGAUGUUUCCAAAACAAAAGAGAGUAAGCAUGAAGCUGCCAGGUUAGAAGACAAUUUGAGAAGCAGGUCAGCUGCAGUUAGUGAGCAGCAGCUAGAGCAGAAAACCCUGGAGGCGGAGAAGAGAUCUGUUCAGUGUCUGUACACUUCUUCAGCCUUUCCAAGUGGCAAGCCCCAGCCUCAUUCUUCAGUAGUUUAUUCUGAGGCUGGGAAAGAUAAAGGGCCUCCUCCAAAAUCCAGAUAUGAGGAAGAGCUAAGGACCCGAGGGAAGACUACCAUUACUGCAGCUAACUUCAUAGACGUGAUCAUCACCCGGCAAAUUGCCUCGGACAAGGAUGCGAGGGAACGUGGCUCUCAAAGUUCAGACUCUUCUAGUAGCUUGUCUUCUCACAGGUAUGACACAACUAAUGAUGCUAUUGAGGUGAUAAGCCCAGCCGGCUCACCUGCGCCGCCCCGGGAGCAGCUGCAGGCCUAUCAGCCAGAGACUGUUAAAGCAAAUCAAGCAGAAAACGAUCCGGGCAGACCGUACGAAGGACCGCUGCAUCACUACCGAGCCCAGCAGGAGUCGCCCUCUCCGCAGCAGCAGCUGCCCCCUUCCUCCCAGGCAGAGGCAGUGGGCCAAGUGCCCAGGACCCACCGGCUCAUCACGCUUGCUGAUCACAUCUGUCAAAUUAUCACACAGGAUUUUGCUAGAAAUCAAGUUCCCUCGCAGACUCCCCCACAGCCUCCCACUUCUACAUUCCAAAACUCGCCAUCUGCUUUGGUGUCCACACCUGUGCGGACAAAAUCAUCAAGCCGUUACAGCCCAGAGUCCCAGCCGCAGCCUGUCCACCAUCAGAGACCAGGUCCUAGAGUCUCUCCAGAAAAUCUCGUGGACAAAUCUCGGGGCAGGCCUGGAAAAUCGCCAGAGAGGAGUCACGUGUCUUCAGAGCCCUACGAGCCCAUCUCCCCACCCCAGGUUCCGGUUGUGCAUGACAAACAGGACAGCAUGCUGCUCUUGGCGCAGAGGGGAGCAGAGCCUGCGGAGCAGAGGAAUGAUUCCCGCUCACCAGGGAGCAUUAGCUACUUGCCUUCAUUCUUCACCAAGCUUGAAAACACGUCCCCCAUGGUUAAGUCAAAGAAGCAGGAGAUUUUUCGUAAGUUGAACUCCUCUGGUGGAGGUGACUCUGACAUGGCAGCAGCUCAGCCAGGAACAGAGAUCUUUAAUCUGCCAGCAGUUACAACAUCAGGCUCCGUCAGCUCCCGCGGGCAUUCCUACGCUGACCCUGCCAGUAACCUCGGUCUGGAAGACAUCAUCAGGAAGGCUCUCAUGGGAAGCUUCGAUGACAAAGUGGAGGAUCACGGGGUGGUCAUGUCCCAGGCUGUGGGGGUAGUGCCUGGCGCCGCCACGUCAGUUGUGACCAGCAGUGAGGCCCGGCGAGAGGAAGGGGACCCGUCACCUCACUCAGGCGUCUGCAAACCAAAGCUGAUCAGCAAGUCAAACAGCAGGAAAUCUAAAUCUCCCAUCCCUGGGCAAGCCUACCUGGGGGGCGAGCGGCCCUCGUCCGUGUCCUCGGUCCACUCGGAAGGGGAUUACCACAGGCAGACGCCGGGCUGGGCCUGGGAGGACAGGCCCUCUUCAACAGGUUCGACGCAGUUCCCGUAUAACCCUCUGACGCUGCGGAUGCUAAGCAGCACCCCACCCACUCCGAUCGCAUGCGCCCCCUCGGCCGUGAGCCAGGCAGCUCCUCACCAACAGAACAGGAUCUGGGAGCGAGAGCCCGCCCCGCUGCUCUCGGCGCAGUACGAGACGCUGUCGGACAGCGACGAGUGAGCGGACGUGAGGCUGGACGGGGGAAGGGAGGAGCCCGGCUCCGGGUUCGUGUUAGUAAGUGCAGGUCGGAACCUGCCCUCCUAUGAUUUGUGCCCAGAGACUUUUCAGGAGAGCCAGGGCCACGGAUGAUGGAGAAAUGAUAAAAAUUUGUUUGGAGAGUCAAUAGGAGAAAACAAAAACCGCCUUUGAUAUGGUCAGUUGAGUGGAUUAUAAUUGUAGAGGGGUGAAUUGUAGAGUUUUUAAAAAGUGGACAAUUCCUGUUUGUAAAGAAAACCAUAAUGUCUUUAAAUCACUCUUAUUGUAAAUAGAGGACCUUUUUGCAGUGUAGCCCCUUGCUGUAGAUCUGGUGUACUUAUGUUCAAAGCAGCGCAUCAACUCGGGGGGGUAAUUUUUGAAAAAUUUUUUUGUCUAUCUUUUUAACCCUAGCCUUCUAAAAAAAAAAAAACCUCACACAGCCCAGAUCAUAAUGUCGGCUGUCACGGGCAUUGUACUUGAUCUGAUUUUGUUUUCUUUAAAUUCAGCUUCCCAGUGAUGUUUCAAAUCUUGUGGAAAUGUUUAGGUUUUUAACAGACCCUGUCCUAGUCUGUGCAUUAGGGUCAAAGGUAGGAACAAUGGACUUCUGCCGUAAUGUAAAUUUCCAGUGCAAGCUUUAAUUUUUCCUUCAUUAGUAGCACUGAAAAAAAAUGACUGCAUGGGUAUGUUAUAGUUGAGUUUUUAAAGUUUUAAAGGCUUAUUUGAGGCAUACCUCACUGUUAUGCACACUGGUAACUUAACCAUGCCCCUAAGGUAUUCCUUUUCUCCUGCAUUUGAUGCAGCCCAACAAGGCUUCUGUUUUGAAAUAAAUCUGACCGGCUUGUCCAUAGCUACAGCACAUCAUCUGUGACUCAAGGCUCUUGGGGUCUCAGGUUCCAAAGGAGAAACCUACAUGCUUUUAGUUUGGUAUUCAUGAUCGAUAGAGUGUGUCCAUCUUUCAUGCUGGAUCCUGAAGAAUUCUCACAAAGAACCUGGUCCUUUCUUUGCAUCUCUGUGCCUGCCAGAGCUUGUUCUAAUUUUGCUUCCUUAGGGCCACAGUAUUGUUGAAUGUUCUCAUUUCAUAAAAUCUUAAGGUGCAAAUAACUUAAAAGAAUGAAUUACAAUCUAA